Notodromas monacha is the source of this 1300-nucleotide messenger RNA. The record is from the annotation of a GenBank genome assembly. Lineage: Eukaryota; Metazoa; Arthropoda; Ostracoda; Podocopida; Cyprididae.
GGAUGAAAUUGUUUACAUCAAAGAGGACAUAUUUGAGAUCCAAACCAUGCAUGACUGUUGUGGUGUGGAUGAGGUGAUGACCAGCAGGGCAAGAGCCAAGAACAGGACAGCUUUCCCAGAAGGCCCCACCAUUCAACUGGAGUCAGAGCCUUAUGCAUACCAAAUAGUGGCCUACAAAACUGUAUUGAAUAUCUGGGCAAAAGAGUAUGUGGAUGAGGAGGUGGAGAGAAGGAAGCUUGACAAGAAGUCAGUUCUGCUGAGAGGGAUGAGACUGCAGAAACAUCUCAAGGAACAAUUUAUUUGUGACCCUGCCCUGAUCAUGUCAAGGGACCUGAGACUGGAAGUGCAAAGAGCUGAGCAUUUGUUGGGGGUUGAGUUGGAUAGAGUGAGAACCUUGGAGAGAAACAUACCAAAAAUUGUAGAACUUGGAAGGAGAUUAGUUUGUUCCUGGCAAAAGAAAAAGUACCUUCAAGAAGUCAUCCAAGUGUUAUCUGGCCACCUGAGAGCCUCACCAGAUGGAGACACUGCCAUCACUCACAUGCUUGAGCUCAUGGAACCAUCCACAGACUCCUAUGACUUCCUCAGGCUCUUCUAUUCUAACCUUGAUGGUACUUCCAUAACUGAAACUAAUCCUGCUAUGGAACCCACUUUUGAGCCUCAGCUGGGCCAUGGGGUCAACUUCUGUGAGGCCAAAAAGCUCAUCCACUUCAUGAAAUACAGGCACUUGCAUCCCUGGUUCAAGUUCCCAAAGAAAAAUAAACUAGGUGGUGCUGGUCUGGAUGUAAAUGACCAUGGAUUCAAAGACUUUAUGAAGGAUGACAGGUUCAAUUUCGAACACAUGAUCCCACAACAGCAAAGAGGGGUUGAAAUGGGCGCAAGGCGUUUCCGCGUCACGUGGGACAGGCGCGCAAAGACGGCUUUGUACAAGGCGAUGGCGCUCUGCGACUCAAUACGGAGUCUGGAGCACAACAUGCAAUUGGACUACAAAGCACCCCGUACCGUCGGCGACCUUUUCCCGCAUGUGGCUUUUGUACAGCGCCUGGAUAUCGACGAAGCACUGGUGUCCAAACCGCCUACAGUAGAAAAGUAUGGGAUCCCUGAAGUGUCAACUCGGUCUCCGAAUUUCAAUUGAGAAAUAUGGCGUAUUUUUUAUUUAUUUUUCAAUCCGUCUCAAGAUAUUAUUGUUGUACUGCACAUGUUUGUUUCUCUCUCUCUUUUUUCUAUUUUUUUUUCUCUUCUCUCCUCCCUCCUCUGGCAAUAAAUGCACGAUUUAGUUUUCCACGGUUAUAUACAAGAAGAA